AUGUUGAUCCCAUUCUUGGGUAUCUUCGUGGGCAUGACUCUCUGGAGUCAGUGGUUCUCCAUCCCGGGGUUCACUGUUCCAGAGCAGUCGUUCAUGCGGCGUCUGUCUGGUACCUUCCAGCUGACAAUGGAAUCUUGGACUUUCUGCGAUCUGGUGGACUUUGCCGUGUCCCAGGGUUCUCCCUUUGGUGACCGUGCAAUUGUGAUCCCUGCAGAUAGUCAUGGGCAUGCAAACUUGACGGAAGGACCCCCAUUCGAAUCCCCGUUCAUGGUACCCAUCCCGGUCUCGCCCUGGUCAAGUGAUCGAGUGACAUCUUCUGAUCCCGACGAAUUUGUCCCCGUCUUCACACUUGGAUCCGGUCCCGGGCAAUUUUCCGAUGGCACGCUGUUGUUGUUUGGCCUCUGGUGUUUUUUCCUAGGUUUCUGGGCCUCGAUUGUUUACCCACGGCGAUAUGUCGCGGCUGGCAUUGAAGCCAUGAUUGGCUGGAUUCUGAACUUUCUUGACGACCAACCGCAAAUUGCACGUGUGCAUGCUGUGGCCGAGGAAAAUCCAUUCUCUUUUUACGAGGAGAUGGAUGCUCUGAUCGCGGGUCAGACGAAAAGGGAUGAUGAAGGUCUUGACUGGAACUUUGCUACGGACAUUCGUCCCAAUGACGUCUCCCAUGUGUCGAUGCCCCCUCGGUUUGAAGGUACCUGGUUCCCCCAGACUGCUGAUGACCUGAUGGGUGGGCAGGCCAUGGACUCGGAAUUGGCUUGCAAUCGCACCGAACCAGCCAACACCACGGACGACGCCUGCGCGAACUUGGUCUCUCGGCCUCCCUGGAACUCAUCCGACAUCUACGCCUCCGACCAUGACGAUCCCUUGGCUCCGGUUGAGAUUCUGAAUGGGAACGGUGCGGAAACUGCUGGUUGUGAUUCCACCCCGGCGAACAAAAGGAAGAAGAACCGUCCGUCGCAAGCAGCGAGACUUCGUCAAGGAAAGAGGGCACGCCGUGAGAGCGAGAAGGAACUUCAACAGGAUGCCUUUGGGUCUACUGUUCCAGCCUCUUCCGCUCUGGAUGCUUCUCUGGCGACUUCUCAGGUCUCGACGCCUUUAUCGGCUUUGGCUCCGGUCUUUGUUCCUGGUCGUACGGCGGAGCAGGAGCUGCAGAGUGGUCCUCUUUCCCCAACUCCCUUGUCUGUUGAAAUGGACAUUGAUCUUCCCGCGGACUGUGGUACGACUUCGCCUGAUGACAACGCUUCUUCCCAGCGGUCUAGUCGCCGUCAUCGCCGUCGAAAGCGUCAUGCCUAG
Penicillium paradoxum is the source of this 1290-nucleotide messenger RNA. RefSeq lists its product as uncharacterized. The transcript has a single exon. Lineage: Eukaryota; Fungi; Ascomycota; Eurotiomycetes; Eurotiales; Aspergillaceae. Bases 1 to 1290 code for a protein of 429 amino acids. The record is from RefSeq and is a predicted model, not a curated record.